Molecule: messenger RNA, 3606 nt
Organism: Menidia menidia (Atlantic silverside)
Lineage: Eukaryota; Metazoa; Chordata; Actinopteri; Atheriniformes; Atherinopsidae
Source: the annotation of a GenBank genome assembly
AUGAGUGGAGGCAGUGCCGUGCAGCAACGUACAACCUACCUCAUUUCCCUCACUUUGGUGAAGGUGGAGGCUGUGGAGGAGAAUGUAGGGGAGGUCAAGAACAACUCGCAGGGGAAGGAAGUGGAGGGUGGACUAGGAGUAAGGCCAAGGGAAGAGGACAGGUUGACACUGAAGUCUGAAGAUGGAGCGAAUGCCUGCACUAAAAAUUAUGCUGAAAAGGUUCCAGAAGAACCACAAAGAGAUCAUGAUACUGCAGUUGAGAAAAUGAGAAAUAAUGAACUCAAGGAUGAGGAGGGUGAACAACUGAUCCCCCUGAGAGAUAACACACUUAGCAAUACUGAUGAUGGCGAUAAACACAGUGAAACUCAGCAAUCUAAACUGUCAAAGCCUUUUGGUUCAGAGGGAAUGACCAUUCAGAAGACAAAAUCUACAGUUAUAACCGAGAAUACAGUUCACAUGUCAGAUGCAAAACUCAGUAGCUCUCCGUCACUAACCACAACACCACAAACAGAAGUGGUGGAGUCCAGUUGUACCCCAACCAGGACAUGCAUCCCAAUUCCUCCAGAACAACAGCAUUCUAUGGAUCAGGUGAAGUCUCACAGCAGCACAUCCACUCGUGGUCAUGACUCCAGGAAGGGUCGGGAAUUCAGCCCUACUUUUGCACAGAGCCUUGAUCGCAAAGACUGCCGUGUAACCUCUCGUUCACCAGGCCCCUGCCGGGCUUCUUGGGCUGAGGCAGGUCAGCACAAAGAUUGGAGGGACACACGGGAUGGGACUCCAACUGGAAUGCCACUGGAGACCAGAGUUGGCAUGGUUGCAGUUAUUAGAGACACCCCAAGGAAGGAAAGGCUGAAAACAGGUUCAGCCUCCUUACCUGCACCUACUACCCCAGUCCCAAAACCGACACGCAAAGAUAAAAGCCGCACAUUGGAUAACAGUGAUCUGAACUGCCUUUCUGAAGACCUGGGGUUGACUACAGAAGCCCAGCAGGUUCAACGAGGCUCUGCAAAAGACAGAAAGAUGCUCAAAUUCAUCAGUGGUAUUUUCACAAAGAGCAGUACUGGAGCAGUGGGGUCAUCUGCCUCUGCACCUCCUGUUUAUAUACAAAGAGAUUCAAGUGAGGAAGAAGUGAAUAUUGCUAACAGCCAAGAGUGGACGCUGAGCAGAUCAAUCCCCGAGCUGAGAUUGGGCAUCCUCGGAAGUUUAAAGAGUGGCAAAUCAGCACUGGUGAACAAAUACAUCACUGGCAUUUAUGCUGCAGUUGAGAAACCAGAUGGUGGAAGGUAUAAAAAGGAAAUAAUGGUGGACGGUCAAAGUCAUUUAUUACUGAUUCGAGAGGAAGCUGGACCACCUAAUGCACAGUUCAGCAGCUGGGUUGAAGCCGUUAUCCUAGUGUUUAGUCUGGAAAAUGAAACCAGUUUCCAGGAGCUUUACCAGCUCUACAGCCAGCUCAGCGCAUAUCGUUCAGACAUCCCUGUCAUUGUUGUCGGCACCCAAGAUAAAAUAAGCAGCACCAACCCUCGUGUGAUUGAGGAUCAGAGAGCCAGACAGUUGUGUAUUGAUGUACGUCAUUCAUUGUUUUAUGAGACCUGUGCCACAUAUGGGUUCAAUGUGGACAGAGUGUUUUCAGAAGCUUCCCAGAAGAUUGUUGCUCACAAAAAACAGACUGCUUUGCAGGCAUGCAAAUCUCUUCCUAAUUCCCCGAGUCACUCUGGCGGCUCCACACCAGGAUCAACGUCUCUCCCCGGACAGGCCAGUAAUGGCCGCUGUAGUGGCUAUGCGUACUCUCUCCCCUCCACCCCUGUGGUUGGUCAUAAAGAGCUGCGGGUUGCUCAGGUAGAAGGGGGAUGCAACGUCAAUUCACGCUCACUAAAAAGCAUCCCAAGACGACCCUCCCUGUUUAAGAACCGGGACGUGGAUAAAAAACCUGUGGACCCUAAAGACCAAAGUAAUAUUAGAGGUGUUCCAAUAAAACAGAGCAUCCUGUGGAAGAGAAGUGGUAACUCUCUAAAUAAGGAAUGGAAGAAGAAAUUUGUUACCCUGUCCAACAAUGGCACACUUUCCUAUCACUCCAGUGCCAGUGACUAUACACAAAAUAUCCAUGGAAAGGAAUUUGACCUCUUGCGUGUGACAGUCAAAAUUCCUGGAAAACGUCCUCCUAGAGCUGUAAUACCUACAGGCCCCGGGCCUGUCCCCCCAGGGAAUUCUUCUGGUGUUAAUGGACUGUGUAAGGAGCUAACAACAUCUGAUAGUACAACAACAGUUCCUCAGCUGUGCCCAACCACUGUGUCCUUGGUUGAUGACCAGUCUGGAGGUUUGUCUCCUCAAGGAAGGGAGCGGGGACUGCAGCGUUGCCCUUCCUCACUGUCUGCCAAAGCGCAAAGUAUUGAUGGCCUUGAAGGGACUGCCAGUUCUUUUGUUGGAAAAGAUCCAACACAAUCAUCCCCCAUGAGUGACAGGAAGAAAAACAGAAGAAAGAAAAGCAUGAACCAGAAAGGAGAUGCAGCUGCUGGGCAAGCUGAGGCAGCUAAACGCAAAAUGUGGAAAUUAAAGAGCUUUGGUAGCUUAAGAAACAUUAAUAAGACAGAGGAAGAGAAUGCAGACUUUAUUAUAGUUUCAUUUACUGGGCAGACAUGGCACUUUGAGGCUCAAAACCAGGAUGAAAGGGACUCAUGGGUGUCAGCUAUAGAGAGCCAGAUCCUUGCAAGCCUCCAGUCAUGUGAGAGUGGCAGAAAUAAGGCAAGGAGAAGCAGUCACAGUGAGGCCAUGGCACUGCAGGCCAUUCGUAAUACCAAGGGCAACAGUCUUUGUGUGGAUUGUGAGGCACCAAAUCCCACCUGGGCUAGUCUUAACCUGGGUGCAUUGAUUUGUAUUGAGUGCUCAGGGAUCCACCGGAAUCUGGGGACUCAUCUUUCUCGUGUUCGCUCGCUGGACCUGGAUGACUGGCCUGGAGAGCUCACACAAGUCCUGGCAGCCAUUGGAAAUCACAUGGCCAACAGCAUUUGGGAGAGCUGUACCAAAGGCCAAACCAAACCGACACCUAGUGCAACACGAGAGGAAAGAGAAUCCUGGAUUCGUGCUAAAUAUGAACAACGUGCAUUUGUGGCACCACUUCAACUUGCUUCAGGGGCCCAGAUUUCAAAAGAGAGUAUGUCUGAGUGGUUGUUGGCAGCAGUGACAGAUAGAAAUCUGUCCCAGCUCCUGCUUCUUCUGGCCCACAGCACCAAGGAAAAAAUCAACACUCAACCUGCUGGAUCAUCCUCACUGCAGCGCACAGCUCUGCACGCUGCUUGUCAGCUUGGUGAUGUUGUCAUGACUCAGCUACUUGUUUGGUAUGGAAUUGAUGUGAAAGCAAAAGACAGCCAAGGCCAAACAGCUAUGAUGAUGGCCAAGAAAAUAGGGAGCAAAGGUUGCAUCGAUAUUUUACUCCAACACGGGUGUUCCAACGAGACGUCUCCCACUGCUUCUACUCCCAUCCUUUCCCGCCGCUCCAGCACUGCCAGUCUCGGUCCGAGAAUCCCCCAGGUCCAGGCCCGGCAAGGGGGACCACCCCCCGACCGGAGGGCACGCCACAGCGACACCCGAAGAGGGGGGGAGAAGGGGUAA